AUGAGCGUCUUGUGGGGCUACAUCAGUCCAUCACGGAUAGGUGAGCCGGCUCGUCCUAAAGGCAAAGCAGCUCAAGCACUCGACAAGACUGGCCUCCAACGAGUACUAGAACUCUACUGCCAAUUGAAGUUCACCUUAUUCGCCAUCGCCAUCGCAUGUCCUGGCUUCGACGGCUACGACACGAGCACGGCCAUACUAUUCGACCAACAUCGUGGUGGUUUCAACUCAUCCUUCGCAUAUGUCGUCGAGCAUAUGGUCCGUAAGCUCACACGAUGGGACACGAUCUAUUUUAUCUCAUCGGCCACGCGAGGAUAUGUUUAUGAGCAGGAACGAGCGUUCAGUAGCUUCAUGUCCAGCCUGACCUCUUUCGUCGCCAGAGUCUUCUUCUCCUAUCUACCACUUUCGUCUGUCGUCAAGUCUGCGCUUGCAGGGAUCCUCAUCUCCGUGGUCUCGAAUCUGAUGGCUACUAUCGUGCUCUACAAGCUUGUUCACUUUCUUACGCCUGCAAAUGAUGCACGGAAGCGUCAGAUGGCGUUCACGACAGCAUGCCUUCACAUCAUCUCGCCUGCUGGUAUCUUUCUGCUUGCCGGAUAUCAUGAGUCCGCUUUCGCUCUUCUGAGCUUCCUCGGGCUGUAUUGCUACAUCAGCGCCAUUGACAACCGCUUCUCCAACUACGCAGAUGCAUAUCAGAUCGAUGCUGUCUACACCAUUUCUGCUGGCUUCUGGUUCACGCUGGCUACUAUGGUACGAUCGAAUGGCCUCUUGAGCGGCCUCGUAUUUGCAUGGGAUGCUGCGGCGAUGGUCCAGGAUCUGCCUGCCGCUCUUCGCGUGAGAGACACUGAGCGUCUUGCUAGGUUUCUGGCCACUUUGAUCGCUGGAUCCCUGAUCGCUGUCGGCUAUGUAUCGCCGCAGGUCCAUGGCUACAUGGAGUUCUGCACAGCAGGUAACACUCGACCCUGGUGUGAUCAGAUGCCGCCGAGCAUCUACAGCUUCGUACAAUCCCACUACUGGGAUGUAGGCUUCCUACGUUAUUGGAAAGUGUCCAACCUCCCGCUCUUCGCACUCACAUUUCCUAUCGGCUGGCUGAUGGUCGAGACGACCUUCCCAUCACUAUUCCAAGUCCACCAUAUCAAUCGCGUACUACAUGGCAGCACAAAAGCAGAUGAAAAACUCCAACCGUAUCCUCCCAUCCCGGCAACACGCGCGGAGAAAGUCUUCCAACACUGUCUCCCGCGCUUCGCCUUGCCACAACUCGUGAUUGUUGCGUUGGCAGCUACGACAUUCCACUGUCAGAUCCUGAAUCGGAUAUCUUCUGCCUACCCGGUCUGGUACUUCAUUAUCGCUGCGGAAAUAUGUCUUAUGGACUGGGAGGGAGGAGCAAGUCCGAGGGUUGAGAAGCAAGUGCGACGUGGUGGUGGCGAUGAGAGAAAAGCGACGAAGGGGAUGUUCAGGUUGUUUGGGAAUUAUGAUCGGAUACCUUUUGCGAGGCCGGAGUGGAUUGCUAGAGGGUUUGUGGUUUAUGCUGUUGUGCAGGCUGGCCUUUACGGUGCUUUUCUGCCGCCGGCUUGA
Molecule: messenger RNA, 1569 nt
Organism: Recurvomyces mirabilis
Lineage: Eukaryota; Fungi; Ascomycota; Dothideomycetes; Mycosphaerellales; Teratosphaeriaceae
Gene: GPI18
Product: ER membrane glycoprotein subunit of the GPI transamidase complex-like protein
Exons: 2
Coding region: 1-1569 (522 amino acids)
Biological process (GO): GPI anchor biosynthetic process
Cellular component (GO): endoplasmic reticulum membrane; mannosyltransferase complex
Molecular function (GO): GPI mannosyltransferase activity; alpha-1,6-mannosyltransferase activity
Source: RefSeq, a predicted model, not a curated record